CUUCUCCUUUCUCUGUUUCACUAACUCCCACUUUACUCAAAAGAGACUCAAAACUUUAUAGUGUUUUCUUCAUAAGCCCAAUAAUGAACGAAGAGAUGAGCGGUGAGUCGCCGGAAAAUAACAAACACGUAAAGAAACCGACGAUGCCGGAAAAGAUCGAUUACGUGUUCAAGGUGGUGGUCAUUGGAGAUUCUGCAGUCGGGAAAACGCAGCUCCUCUCACGUUUUACGCAGAACGAGUUCUGUUAUGAUUCAAAAUCAACCAUUGGUGUUGAGUUUCAGACAAGGACCAUCACUCUUCAGGGCAAACUCGUUAAAGCUCAGAUCUGGGACACCGCCGGUCAAGAAAGAUACAGAGCGGUGACGAGCGCCUAUUACAGAGGUGCGUUAGGUGCGAUGGUGGUUUACGACAUUACCAAACGCGUCUCAUUCGACCACGUGGCACGUUGGGUAGAGGAAUUACGUGCUCACGCCGACGAUUCCGCUGUGAUCAUGCUCGUUGGAAACAAAGCCGAUCUCGCAGUUGAUAAACGCGCAGUUCCUACGGAGGACGCCGUCGAAUUCGCCGAGACUCAACGACUUUUUUUCUCGGAAGUCUCGGCUCUUAGCGGCGGAAACGUCGACGAAGCUUUUUUCCGUUUACUCGAGGAGGUUUUCAGUCGCGUUGUUGUUUCGAGAAAAGCUAUGGAAUCUGACGGCGGCGCCACCGUGAAGCUUGACGGUUCGAGGAUUGAUGUGAUCUCUGGUUCGGAUCUUGAGAUUAGUAAGAUCAAGGAACAAGCUUCGUGCUCGUGUUGAAUUUUGAAUGAUGGGCCAUAAAAUCAAAACACAUAAAGCCAAUUAUUGGGCCUUCUUUAAGCCCAUAUAUGACUCAGGAUCUAUGUUUGGCUUUUCAUAUUACAGGUGGUGCUUAUAGUUACUAUCAAAAGCCUAUUCAUGUGUCAUUCGUAAUCUCUUUGACAUUCAUGUAUAUGUAAAGGAAAAAAUUAUUCUUUUAUUC
This is a messenger RNA of Arabidopsis arenosa, 999 nucleotides long. The record is from the annotation of a GenBank genome assembly. Lineage: Eukaryota; Viridiplantae; Streptophyta; Magnoliopsida; Brassicales; Brassicaceae.